This is a messenger RNA of Hyalella azteca, 1159 nucleotides long. RefSeq names its product mitoguardin-like. The record is from RefSeq and is a predicted model, not a curated record. NCBI's taxonomy places the organism in Eukaryota, Metazoa, Arthropoda, Malacostraca, Amphipoda, Hyalellidae. The transcript is spliced from 4 exons. The annotation marks the transcript as partial. Gene Ontology annotation, biological process: mitochondrial fusion.
GUUCCAUGCGCUCUGGCUACGGGGCUGUAGGCUUCGAGCUGCUGAGCUGCCGCUGCUGCUGCAGGAGCUUCAGGCUGCUGGCGUGAGGACGAACAACAGGGGCUACACGCGCGCUCAGGCUGUCGGGUGGCAUGUUCACCUCAUCGGAGACCGCGUUCCCCUGGGGGGACCAGUGGUGCCAGACGAUGAACACUCGGAAAAGGAACACUCGGACGAGGAACAAUCGGACAAGGAACACUCGGACGAGGAACAAUCGGACAAGGAACACUCGGACGAGAAACCCUCGUACGAGGAACAAUCGGACGAGGAACACUCGGAUGAAAAACAUUCAGACGAUGAACACUCGGACGAGGAACACUCGGACGAGGAACACUCGGACGAGGAACACUCGGACGAGGAACACAGACUAGGAACACUUGGUCUUCAGACUGUCAUAGAAGAUGCAUAUUGUCUGCAGGACCGCUGCGAACAUCUCUUCCUUCACGAGCAUUCAGUGCUCUUCCGGUGCCCCAGCAGCCCCGAGUGCGACGCUUCACACGCCUCAGGCGGCGGCCACUCAGGGGCGCGGCGGACGCUGACAUCGGCGUCGUCCAUGGAGAGCUUCUUGUCUGCUCAGGGCGACAUCACAGACCUGAGGGACCUGGAUGACUUUGAUGAGUCGCAGUUCCCUCUGUACCUCGUGGCCGUCAGACUCAAUGAAUCCGUGGGCAUCCCAUUCAGGGAGCUGAGGACGGAGGAGGUGCAGUGCGCUAGCGACGCAAAGUACGUGUGUAAGGUUCACUGCAUCAGGCUGGCGUCGCAGCUCCUCUUCAGCAAGCAGGAGAACAGGGACUGGUUCAUCCAGUCUGGCCACCACAUCAUCGCUGAUCUCACGAUCAAAGCAGGCAAGGACCCCAAAGAAGCGGUGAUGGCGUACGGCGCGAUGCUCGAGUACCUCGGCGCUUGCGAUUGCGGGCUACUGGAGGAGGAGUUGCGAGGUCGAGGCGUCGUGGCGAUCACCUUUUACGACGUGGUGCUAGACUUCAUCCUCCUCGAUGUCUUCGAGGACCUGGACAUGCCUCCCUCCUCCGUCACCGCCGUCGUGCAGAACAGGCGCUCUCCGCAGCAGUAUGGUCCAUACUUGGGACGAGGAAAAAUCGGACGAGGAAUACUCGGAUGA